Molecule: messenger RNA, 3147 nt
Organism: Torulaspora globosa
Lineage: Eukaryota; Fungi; Ascomycota; Saccharomycetes; Saccharomycetales; Saccharomycetaceae
Gene: ISW2
Product: DNA translocase
Exons: 1
Coding region: 1-3147 (1048 amino acids)
Biological process (GO): regulation of transcription by RNA polymerase II; nucleosome organization
Cellular component (GO): nucleus; chromatin
Molecular function (GO): DNA binding; histone binding; nucleosome binding
Source: RefSeq, a predicted model, not a curated record
AUGGGAAAGGAUGCAGAUUAUUGGAAAAAAAGACGGGCAGCGUUCAUUUUAGAUAUUGACCCUAAGUUGGCUAAGCAGAGAGAUAAAAAUGACACGUACAAGAGAUUUAGACACUUGCUCAGCCUGACGGAUUUGUUUCGGCAUUUUAUAAGCCUUAGGGCCAAACAGGAUAAGAAGAUACAGAAGCUUUUGAAAGGUUUGGACUCGGGGACGAAAAGGAGGAAGAACAGUGGUGACGGGUCUCGCCACCACAGGAAAAGCGAAAAAGAAGAGGACGCAGAGCUGAUGGCCGGAGAGGCGAAUGAAGGAGAUGAAGAUCUUGAGGACCCGAAUUUUAUCUCGGAAUCGCCUUCGUACAUCCGGCACGGGAAAUUGCGGGACUACCAAAUUCAAGGUUUGAACUGGUUGAUCUCGCUGCAUGAAAACAAGCUCUCCGGCAUUCUUGCAGAUGAAAUGGGGUUAGGGAAGACUUUGCAGACAAUCUCGUUCUUGGGAUAUCUGAGAUACAUCAGGGGCGUCGACGGGCCAUUCCUGGCCAUUGUACCAAAGUCGACGCUGGAUAACUGGAGGCGAGAGUUUGCCAAAUGGACUCCGGAUGUCAAUGCUAUAGUGCUACAUGGCGAUAAGGAAGCUAGACAGGAAAUUCUACAAGAUGUGAUUCUGCAAGCAAAGUUUGACGUACUGAUAACGUCUUAUGAGAUGGUCAUAAAGGAAAAGAGCACGCUAAAGAGGAUUGCCUGGCAAUACAUCAUUAUUGAUGAAGCUCACCGUAUAAAGAACGAGCAGAGUGCUCUUUCUCAAAUCAUCAGAUUAUUUUAUUCCAAGAAUCGUUUACUAAUAACAGGGACGCCACUUCAGAAUAACCUGCAUGAACUUUGGGCUCUGCUCAACUUUCUGUUACCUGAUGUUUUUGGAGAUUCAGCGGUCUUCGAUGAAUGGUUUGAGCAGAACAACAGUGAAGAGGAUCAGGACGUCGUUGUGCAGCAGCUGCACACUGUGUUGAACCCUUUCCUGCUUAGAAGGGUGAAAGCUGAUGUCGAAAAAUCUCUGCUGCCGAAAAUUGAGACCAACCUAUAUGUGGGCAUGACAGAAAUGCAAAUACACUGGUACAAAUCUCUGCUUGAGAAGGACAUAGAUGCGGUCAAUGGAGCUGUAGGGAAGCGUGAAGGUAAGACUAGAUUGUUGAACAUCGUGAUGCAACUGAGGAAAUGCUGCAACCAUCCUUAUCUAUUUGAAGGUGCCGAACCAGGCCCGCCUUAUACUACUGAUGAACACCUUAUUUUCAACGCGGGAAAGAUGAUCGUUCUAGAUAAGUUGCUGAAGCGAUUAAAGGAAAAGGGCUCAAGAGUACUCAUUUUUAGUCAAAUGUCAAGACUGCUGGAUAUUCUUGAAGACUACUGCUAUUUCAGAGACUACGAUUACUGCCGAAUCGAUGGGUCUACAUCCCACGAGGAACGUAUAGAGGCCAUUGACGACUUCAACGGGCCAGAGUCGAGCAAAUUUAUCUUCUUACUCACUACCAGGGCUGGUGGCCUUGGUAUAAACUUGGUUACUGCUGAUACCGUUAUAUUAUAUGAUUCUGACUGGAACCCGCAAGCCGAUCUGCAAGCCAUGGAUAGGGCUCAUAGAAUUGGACAAAAGAAGCAAGUUCAUGUGUACAGAUUCGUUACAGAAAACGCUAUCGAGGAAAAGGUCAUCGAAAGGGCAGCUCAAAAAUUACGACUUGAUCAGCUGGUUAUUCAGCAAGGUUCCGGUAAAAAGACACCAAAUGUGGGCAAUAAUAAGGAUGAUUUGUUAGAGAUGAUACAGUACGGUGCAAAAGACAUGUUCGAGAAGAAGUCUUCUAACAUAAGCGUGGACGAAGACAUUGAGGAAAUUCUCAAAAAGGGCGAUAGAAAGACCAAGGAGCUCAAUGCAAAAUACCAGGCUCUGGGCUUGGAUGAUCUACAGAAGUUUAAUGGCAUGGAAAACCAAUCCGCAUACGAAUGGAACGGUAAAAAUUUCCAAAAGAAAUCAGAGGACAAAGUGACUGAGUGGAUCAAUCCGUCGAGAAGGGAAAGGAGGAGAGAACAGCAAACGUAUUCAGUCGAUGACUACUACAAGGAGAUCAUUGGCGGCAACCAAAAGGGCUCACAAAAGCCCUCCGUUAAGUCGACACCUCAACCAAGAGCGCCACGACCCCCUAAGUAUGUUCAGGGACAGGACUUUCAAUUCUUUCCUCAGGAGCUGGAACUGCUUCAGAAGAAAGAGCAACUUUCCUUCAAAAGAAAGACAAAUUAUAAGGUAACCAUAUAUGAUAUAAGAGACAAAAUUGAUGGGGACAACUGGCGGGAAACGGAAGAUGACGAAGCUGAAGAUAGGGAGUACGAUGAGGAAACCAAAAAAUUAAUCGAUGAAAUGCAGGCAGAAAUCAACAACGCCGAGGAUUUCAGUAGCGAUGACGAAGAGAAAAAGCAGCAUCUCAUUUCUCAAGCUUUCACCAAUUGGACGAAGCGUGAUCUAAUGUCUUUUGUUAGCGCAUGCGCUAAAUUUGGAAGAGACAAUAUCGAUAUGAUAAGCCAGUCUAUCGGAACCAAGGAUCCUCAAGAAGUCAAAAGAUAUUUCAAAACAUUUUGGGAGCGGUACAGAGAAAUAAAUGGAUAUGAAAAGUACCUGGCUACUAUAGAAAAUGGUGAAAAGAAAAAUGAAAGGUUAAAGCACCAAGAGGCCUUGUUACGGCGAAAAGUACAACAGUACAACUAUCCUUUGCAUGAAAUGACUAUCGUGUAUCCACCGAACAAUGCGAGAAGAACGUACAACACUCUUGAAGACAAAUUUAUACUAUUGACCUUGAGCAAGUACGGACUGUUUGCGGACAAAUUAUACGAUAAAUUAAAACAGGAGAUUAUGGCGAGUAAUUUGUUUACAUUCGACUGGUUCAUUAAAACAAGAUCUCUGCAUGAUUUGUCCAAGAGAUCGAAUACUCUUUUGACUAUGAUAACCAGGGAAUAUGAGUCUCCAGAUGCUCUAAAGAAGAAGAGGUUGAAGGUACAAGGAAGAGAAGAUGGAGUCAGUUCGCAUGAUCCGAGCGACGCCAACCGUCUAACGCAAUCCAUGGAACCCCCGUUGAAGAAGACCAGAUCUGGCUCCGCUGAUCAUUUGUCGUAG